Molecule: messenger RNA, 1005 nt
Organism: Sparassis crispa
Lineage: Eukaryota; Fungi; Basidiomycota; Agaricomycetes; Polyporales; Sparassidaceae
Exons: 2
Coding region: 1-1005 (334 amino acids)
Source: RefSeq, a predicted model, not a curated record
AUGAAAAUGGAAGACGCGCUCUUGGAGGGUGUACUCCGCUUCGAGGUCACUGUACUACCAUCUGGUCCAUUCGAUCCUGAGGGUAUGAAAGUUACUCAAUUUCCAGUCGUACACAACAACGAUGACUUCUUACCCUGGAAUAUCCAUCGCCUCGACCUGGCGCUCAUGCCUGUGCUCGAUCUCACAGACUUGCCAUUUGUCAACAGAUGGCUCACCACGAAUGUCGGCUCGAUGUUCUCCACCCGCGAUCAUGCUCUCUCAAAGAAGAUUAACAAAGGCUCUGUGGAUUGCAUUGAAUUAGAUGGCUUAACAGAGGUCAAGGGUGUCAUACGUCGGAUGUUCUUUUGCUCUGCGGGCAUCCAAAGCCCCUCGACACGAGUGUUCGCCCUGGAAGACGGGUUCAAACGAACGUUUCAUACAGUAUUCUUCGUCAACGAUAUUCGCUUCGAUUUGGCUUCUCACACUAUGGUCUGCGUCGCAUACGUAAUGACCAUCUCUCCGGCGCUCGCCGGCCUGCCGGGAAUGAAGAGACUCUGCGACAAGAUCAGACAUGACAAGAGUGUAGACAGCACCCCAUCAUCGGACACUGCUGUGUGGGCUUGGAAGCGCCUCCUCCCAGCACUCGCUGAGAGGUGCCGUUUGUGGCGACACGGAGUGAACUGCGAGUACAAGCGCAAGGGCAGGACCCCACUAUCGGAAGAGGCGUUCACAGAUCCGCUGUGUUCCUGCGGCAGAGGAAGGGACGUCCAGGGCAUGGAACAAUUUCCCGAGUGGAAGAGGUUCGCUCCGUACGUCACCAGGAUCGCCGUGUCGCCACUGUUCACGGUGUCGUAUCUGGAGACUGUCGGUCCCGACAUUACUUCCCAUAGAUGCUGGUUGUGUGGUAAACGAGGGCAACCGAAGCUGAAGGCAUGCGGGAGAUGCAAGAAAGUCCGGUACUGCUCGGAGAUAUGUCAGAAGAAGGACUGGAAAAUUUCCCACAAAUUCCAGUGCCAGGAGGUCUAG